Lactuca saligna is the source of this 492-nucleotide messenger RNA. The record is from the annotation of a GenBank genome assembly. Lineage: Eukaryota; Viridiplantae; Streptophyta; Magnoliopsida; Asterales; Asteraceae.
AUGAAUCAAGAUCAUGCCUUGUCCCUAGAUCAAAUCAAUGACAUAGUUGGGGCUCCUACCGAACACACCUUUGGCCCCAAUGAUCCAAUCCCAAGAUACAACGAUCUUACGUGGUGGACCAAUCUUACAUGUCAGCUUCCCUAUGUCUCAAAUUCUCCUAAGGCCUCAUUUCUUAUCCACCAUGUGAUGAAAGUGUCCCACAGGAUUAUCGCUUCACUUGUCAUCCCUAGAGAGGAAAGAAGCACCAUUAGCUCCCUUGAGCUCAAAAUACUCUAUGGUAUGGCCCACCCGGACGAUAAUCUCAUUCCUCACUAUGGCUCAUUCCUAUGUAAUAAACUCACCCACCUCAGCACAUCUCGAUCUGGCAAAAUAUCUUGUGGUGGCAUUGUCAGUUUAUUUGCCAAAAGCGCUCCAGUCUGGGCCCAUAUCUUGGAAUUCACCAACCUCUUCCCGGUGAGGCCUACCUUACCAUGUGAAUCCUUGAGUCUAUGA